AUGGGUACUUCUAGCAAUGAUGCUGCGCAGGAGCAGGAGAAGUGGGAGACUUUAAUGACUCCGCCAGGAGCUCCCGAUGACCACAAGUACCCUAGCGGUCUGAGGCUCGUGCUGCUGAUGAUCUCCCUCUAUGUUGCCAUGUUCCUAGUUGCCUUGGACAAACUAAUUAUCUCAACUGCCACACCAUCCAUAACAAAUAAAUUCCACUUGUUAGACAAGCUGAGUUGGUAUGGAAUGGCCUACAUGCUUACUAAUUGCGCCUUCUUGCUUAUCUUUGGGGAAAUAUACAGCUUUGUAAGCGUCAAAGCCGUUUUUCUCACCGCGGCCGUUCUGUUCGAGGUCGGCUCUGCUGUCUGCUGCAGGGGUCCAGGAAGGCAUCGCACGUCCAGUCCCUUCUCUGUUUAA
This is a messenger RNA of Aspergillus tanneri, 405 nucleotides long. RefSeq lists its product as uncharacterized. The coding region runs from base 1 to 405 and encodes 134 amino acids. The transcript is spliced from 2 exons. Lineage: Eukaryota; Fungi; Ascomycota; Eurotiomycetes; Eurotiales; Aspergillaceae. The record is from RefSeq and is a predicted model, not a curated record. Gene Ontology annotation, molecular function: transmembrane transporter activity. Gene Ontology annotation, biological process: transmembrane transport.